AUGCAGAGUCUACAGCAGAAAGCUUCUGAAUGGAGCGGAGUUCCGACGAACGAAGCUUCCUCCAUCGACGAGACCAAUCUCUUCCAGAAACAUGGCCUGCAAACCUUCAUUAACCUCUCCACCAAUUUUUACAACAGGGUUUAUGAUGACGAAGAAGAAUGGUUUCGUUCAAUUUUUGCUAGUUCUAAGAAAGAAGAAGCUAUUCAGAAUCAGUACGAAUUCUUCGUGCAAAGAAUGGGAGGUCCUCCUCUGUUCUCUCAAAGAAGAGGACACCCUGCUCUAAUUGGUCGACAUCGACCAUUUGCAGUCACUCAUCAAGCUGCAGAGAGGUGGUUACAUCACAUGCAACAAGCUUUGGACACUACUCCAGAUAUAGAUGAUGACUCAAAGAUCAAAAUGAUGAAAUUCUUCAGGCACACUGCUUACUUUUUGGUGGCUGGUGAUGAGCUAAAGAAUCCAAACCAACAGAUGCCAUGCAAACACUGCAAACAUUGA
Lathyrus sativus (Indian pea) is the source of this 495-nucleotide messenger RNA. The record is from the annotation of a GenBank genome assembly. Lineage: Eukaryota; Viridiplantae; Streptophyta; Magnoliopsida; Fabales; Fabaceae.